UACCUGAGAAACAUUAGGCUCUCGCUCUGAUACGCACUUCUUAACACCUGAGUAAGCGCCACUCAUUACACUGGAGCCAUCCUAGCCUUGACCACGGCAUCCGCGGGGCUAUCCGGUACACCAGGGUUCACAUUUAAUGUGUACGCAUUCAGACAAGACCCUGACAAUAUUACUUCCUGUGAAGAGAGCGCGAGGGAUUUGUGGGAGAGGAGGGGUUGAACUGAAGGGAGGGGAGACUGGGUGGAAGGAAGGCUUAUAAUAAAGUAUGAAAAAGAGAGUUAAGAGAAGAGAGAGAAGGAGUUCAUAUGAGUGGCUGGGGGAAUUGUUCUGAACCGUGAGUAAUGUAGUGAGGGUUCAUUUUUCCACAUAAAUGAAAUAAUGAAUGCUGCAGUGGGGCAGUUUUUUUUAUGUGUCUUGUUUCUUUGGCGGUGUUGGAGUAUUACUAUGUUUGCAUUCAAUACGACUGCAGCAAAAUGCAAUGGCCAGGCGUCACAACGACACAGGAAAGCAUUAUUUAGGUUAUAUUCUAUUCAAAAAAGGCAUUCAAGAGAGUCAUUGACAUUUGAAAGCACUUUCAGAGGAGAGAGAGGGUCUUUUUAUUUUUUAUUUUCUCAGUCCUGAUUUUCUCUUUUUCUUGUUUUCUCUCUUCAGUGAAGUGACCACCAGGGAAGCUUAAAAAGAGAGAGGGUGAAAUAGCGGGUGCUGUGUGUGUGUGUGUGUGCGCGUUACGAGACCAUGCUCGGGUGUGAGGGAGGGGCAGGGCUGCGGAGGUGGCUGACCCUGGUCACAGGGCUGCUGGAGUGCCUUUGUUUUGCAGGGGUCGUGUUCGGCUGGGCCUCCCUGGUGUUCGUCCUGAAGACAGAAGGCUACUUCAGCUACCUGUGUGUCAACAUCCCCGGGGUCAAUGGAAUGCAAUUCCUAGACUGCAGUGGUCAGGAUGAACAGUUCUCCCUCAUCUUCACCAUCGCUUCCUUCAUGACCAACUUUCUACUUCUGCCCAAUGGCUUCCUGUUCGACCGUUUCGGCACCAUGGUAGCCAGGCUGCUGGGAAUAUCACUGUACACCACUGGUGCCUUGUUUGUGGCCUUUUCAAGUUCAGCUCUGUCCUCUCUCCUCUUCCCGGCGCUUUCCUUCAUCGCUGUGGGAGGCAUCUUGUUUCUGGUCACCAACACGCAGAUAGGCAACCUGUUUGGUUCCACUCGCUCCACCGUCAUCACCCUUUACAAUGGUGCCUUCGACUCCUCCUCCGCCCUCUUCCUCAUCAUCAAGCUGCUAUUUGAGGCUGGGAUCUCUCUACGUGCCUCUUUCCUCUUCCUGGCUGCGUGUGGCGUCAUCCACCUGGUCAGGACCUUCCUCCUGCUACCCAGAACACACAUCCCCUACCCCCUCCCUGAGGGCUACACCUACGGGGUGAAGAGCUGUGGCCAGGCCAAGACCUUCAGCCCAGAGCAGGCAGCAGCCAAUGGCAACAUGCAGAGGGAUGUCGUCACGGAGGAAAUGCCUUUUAACAAGGAGACCGCAGAGAAAGUGGCUACUUUCUGGGAGUGUUUCCUUUCCAAGUUCUUCAUCUGGCACCUGGUGUGGCUUUCUGUCAUGCAGCUGAGGCACUACCUGUUCAUCGGCACACUCAACCCCAUGCUGCAGAGACUGACCCAGGGAGAAACCUCUCUGGUGAGCACGUACACCAAUGCGUUUGCUGUGACCCAGCUGUGUGGGGUGCUGUGUGCCCCCUGGAACGGCCUCAUCAUGGACCGACACAAGGGCAAGCCCAGGACCCCCGGAGUGAGUGAGAAGGAGGCAGACCUGCGUGCGUCGGUGCUCUCCCUGACCCUGACGGCUCUGCAGUGUGUCCUGUUCUCCAUCUGUGCCUCCACCCCCUUCCUCCCCCUCCAGUAUCUCACCUUCAUCCUGCAGGUCCUCAACCGAUCCUUCCUCUACGGAGGCCAUGCAGCAUUCAUCAGCAUUGCUUUUCCUCCCUGUCACUUUGGGAAGCUGUAUGGUAUGGCUCUGUCUUCAGUGGUUUCUCUGCUGCAGUACCCCUGCUUCAUCCUGGUCAAAGGAGUGCUGGGAGGAGACCCACUAUACGUGAACAUAGCUCUGACGUUACUCAGCCUACUGGCCUUCAUCCAUCCUGUCUGUGUCUAUCUGCAUUGUCGUGACCCGGCAGCCCGGAGGGGUAAACCCAAGGACUCACCUUCCUCUUAGACCAGCUCUAAAAAUACUUUCAAACGGUCAUUUCAGCCCUCACUCCUCCAUUAAAACACCAGUUUGAAUAUA
This is a messenger RNA of Salmo salar (Atlantic salmon), 2277 nucleotides long. Its product is annotated as equilibrative nucleobase transporter 1. Lineage: Eukaryota; Metazoa; Chordata; Actinopteri; Salmoniformes; Salmonidae. Gene Ontology annotation, molecular function: transmembrane transporter activity. Gene Ontology annotation, biological process: transmembrane transport. The record is from RefSeq and is a predicted model, not a curated record.